AUGUCGACAACUGCUUUUGAGUUUGAUGGAGCAAAGUUUGUCACCAACAAUUACUCAGCUAUUCUGGAUAACGAUGAAGCCCCAAAAGAGUUUCAUCUUAUUCAAGAUUUCUUGGCUCACAGUGAGCUGAUGUAUGCUCUGACCCAGCCAGAGCUAAUCUCUCCUUCUCAGGUUCUCACCUUCUGGAGGACAGCAAAUUACGAUGAUGGAGGUGAAAAUGGUUCUCCAUCUCUCACCUGCGAUUAUGAGGGCCAAGAGUAUGUUGUUUCACCAGCAACUGUUAGGAAGGCUCUUCAUCUUCCUGAAGAGAAGAAGUAUGAUGCUUCAGUACCCACUCAGACUUUGCGAGACAUGAUGAUUUUUCUUGGGUAUUCUGCUAGCACGGACAAAAUGGGGGAACUUAAGCGUCCACACCUCUGCAAGGAGUGGAGCUUUUUCUAUGACUGCAUAACCAGGGCUUUUGGCAACAAGUGCAGCAAUUUUGAUGCCAUUCCCAUCUUCAGUCAGCAGAUCGGAGCUUUUACUGAUCUGAUUAAGAAAGAUAGUAAGAAGACCAAUGUACCUGUAUUUGCUAUUCCUGUGACUGUACAGGAUAAACUGAAAGUAGCUUUACCUGACAAGUAUGAAGCUUUAUUCUCUGAUGAGAAUAUCCCACAGCCUCCAUCUCCUGCUCAUGAACUAGUUGCAAAAUCUGACCCCAAACCAACCUCUGGUUCUUCCCAACAAGGACCAGUUGAAAAAUCUUCACCAAAAAGGAUACUCAGAUCCACCAAAUCCCCAACCAAACCCUCACCUCCUCCCAGAAAAAGAAGAUUUCUACAGAAAAUUUCAGACUCGGAAUCAGAUGAAGAAAUUCCUCCUCCUCCACCAGCAAAGAAACUGAGAAAGAAAAUCAAGCCAACCACUGUUACUGAUCUGACUGUGGAGCCACCUCAGUCAGAGGAUCCUGAACAAGCCUUGAUUCCAUUCUCUGAUCAAUCUGCAGAGCCAAUAUUGAUUGAACCUCUUUCUGCAAUGCCACUUGACACAAUUGCAGCUGACAAACAAAUGUCAGAGUCAACUUAUGAUCACAAUGAUCAGAUAGAGGGAACCAAGUCUGUUGAAGAAAGAAUUGCAGCUGAUACUCAUAUAUCAGAAAGACCCUCUGAUGCUCCAAGCAAAUCAGAGGAUGCACAGAUAGAAAUGGUCCUCCAGCUAAUUCAGGAUUCUCUGGUUCAACCUGAAGAUAUUAUUGCAGCUCCUGCUCAGGAGAUUCACAUGGCUGAAAACUCUCAUGCAGCUACUGAAACUCUGGAGUCACAUACUCUGAGUGUUUUUCUUGACAACAUUGAUGAUGAUGAAGUAACAGAAGUUACAUCAACUCCCAUUCAAGCUCCUGGUCUACAUUCUAUAAUCUCUGAGCCAGUCAGAGAAACUACACCAGAAAGGGUUGAUUCCCCAAUUAAGGCACUGUCACCAGUCAGGGAAUCCUCUCCUUCUAUAGCUCCUGCAGUUCCAGGUUCCCCACUUCCAUCCUCUGAGCCUACCAGAAGAAGAAUCUGUCACUUAUCUUAUAAUCACAGGAUGUGCAGAGCUACACCUCCUUCUGUUGAGGACAGACUCACUUCUAUUGAGGCCACUCAAAGUUCAAUGCAGUAUACUCUGGCGGAUUUGAGUACCUCAGUGGCCCAGCUGGUUCAGGUUCUCACCUCUGCUGAUGUCAAAAAGGGGGAGAAAACAUCCAAAGACAAAUGCAAACCUGAUCAGCAAAUGAAAAGGAAAAAGCCAGAUGAUGAUGAGGAAGAAAAAGGGGAGAUGAACAAACAGCAAAAGCUGCUGCAGAUCAAAGAAACAAAGAGGAAUAGUAAAGAAGCAGCAAGCUCUGAGAGACCACCCAGAGAAUCUCAAAAACAAAAAUCUGUGGAAUUGACUGUCAUGACUCAAGCUCAGAGUAUAAGUAAAGCAAUCAGAGAUUCAAAUGCUAUAUCUAAAGAGAUAAAUCUUGUGAACUCUGAGGUGGAAAAGAAGAAAGAGAAAUUGAUUGCUGAAGCUAACAAGUUGAUUGAAGCUGGAGACCCUGAGUCUCAGAAAUUUUGUCAAACUCUGAAACUUGAAGAAGAAAGAUUGGCUGCUGAGAAGAAGAAGAUCAGCAAAACAAAAUCUGAUGAGCAAAAACGGAUUACUGAUCCCUCACAAGAACAGAAGAUCCCAGAGAAAAAGGGAAUAUUAAUCAGUGAGGUGAACUACACUGAUAUCAACAGACCAAGAACCAGAUCUCAAACUCUACUUGAGUCUGAUUCAAAAGUCAAAGGAAAGAAACCAGUUGAUGAAGUUCCUCCAGUUCCUACUGUGCCAAAGAAGUCAAAAAUUACAUUAGCACCAGAGAAUCCUACUAAGAGGAUGAUCAAGCUGAGCAAGAAUGUACACAUAAUUGCUAAUGUCUCUGAUCAAGAAGAAGAAAAGGAAGCUGGAUUGGUCAGAAGAAGAAAAGGUGAAUUUAAGUCAAUUCCUGAGAAAACUUUAACCGCUGACAUUGCUCAAGUUAAAGCUCCAGUAACUGAAGAAAGGAUUGAAGACACCAAAGUUUCCUGGUUGAAAUUAAACUCUGAGAAGACUCAAGAUCAUCAGAAGAAGAAGAGUUUAUAUGGGAGUCUUGGUACAAGUUUAUACAAGGAAAGCCCAAUGCUCACCAGAGUAAGAACUUAUGGAACCAGAGGGAAGUAA
Molecule: messenger RNA, 2703 nt
Organism: Daucus carota subsp. sativus
Lineage: Eukaryota; Viridiplantae; Streptophyta; Magnoliopsida; Apiales; Apiaceae
Exons: 3
Coding region: 1-2703 (900 amino acids)
Source: RefSeq, a predicted model, not a curated record